CGUGCUAUCACCGGCUCGCUCUGGUGCUCCCAGAACCAUGUGCGCGCCGCCGCGUAUAUAGCCCGCCCGCCACUGCCACGACUCAGACACUCGCUUGGAGACCGCAAGUUGCGAACGCAUGACCCUUGUCAACCGCCACCGUCGGUGACGAAGGCUUCCGCCGCCACCUCCGAGAUGCCGUGCUUCAUGGCCAGCGAGAGUAGCGAGACCAGGCUGUCCACCUGGACCGUGCUGGGUGCCGGGGUCCUGACCUCACUGGCCGUGCUGGGCACGUACCUGACAGUGGCGGUGCACCCCGCCUUCCUGCCGCUGCUCAUCCUGCCGAUGUUCGGCUUGUGCCACGUCCUCGUCUACCCGAAGGAGGCCAAGAGAGGCUUCAUUGGGCCACCGGUCAUCCGCUACGCCAUGCCCCAGGAGUUCCGCUGCACCGUGCUGGUGGCCAAACCGCAGCCUGACUACAAGAGUAUCCCGGUGGAGAAGAACGUGCGGCCGCAGCCCACUGCUGCGCCCGUGCGACCGUCCACGAACUGCGCCGCCUACUGCGCACCCAUUGUACCAGCAUUCCAGGCUCCUCCACCGGUCAUCUCCGUUAUGUAGUGCGUCAAGUGACACGCUGGCUCGUGUGUUUGACGACUCCCACGGCGCACUGAUCCUGUGGUCUGCACUAAUAGCUAAUCGUGUGCAGCAGUAUCGUCAUCACUCAGCGGAACUUUCAGCGACAAGGGGGCGCGGCCUCAGUGCUUGCAUGGUGGGCGGCGUCCGAGUCUGUCGCCCCAGGUGAACUCCAGUUGCCCUCUCCUGCGUGGUGCCCACAUCCACUUGCUCCUUUCCACGCUUCUCGAGAGGCACACGUACCGUAUGUUGUGAUCCAUGUCAUACCAUUGCUUUGUAUAAAAUCUACACCCUGUAAAUAACUAUUUAUGAUGUAAAUAAAGCCACGCCGUGAUACAUCUUGGAACUAUACACGUAUAUA
This is a messenger RNA of Rhipicephalus microplus (southern cattle tick), 973 nucleotides long. RefSeq lists its product as uncharacterized. The record is from RefSeq and is a predicted model, not a curated record. NCBI's taxonomy places the organism in Eukaryota, Metazoa, Arthropoda, Arachnida, Ixodida, Ixodidae.